Molecule: messenger RNA, 3963 nt
Organism: Solea senegalensis (Senegalese sole)
Lineage: Eukaryota; Metazoa; Chordata; Actinopteri; Pleuronectiformes; Soleidae
Gene: acot11b
Product: acyl-CoA thioesterase 11b
Exons: 14
Coding region: 1399-2805 (468 amino acids)
Cellular component (GO): extracellular exosome
Molecular function (GO): thiolester hydrolase activity; lipid binding
Source: RefSeq, a predicted model, not a curated record
AUAUCAGAAAAAAUCUAGUAAAGAAAAAAACUUAGCACAACAAAAUGCUUAAUAGAAAAAGUUUUCUUACAUCUCAGUUUCUCAAGUGUGGAUUAUAAAUUGAAAUCUGAUUUUUAAGCCUGCAUAGCCUCAUACCUUGCUCAUAUUCAACAUAUACAACUUUUCCCCCCGCUACAUUUCACUGUAUAUUCACUCCUUAAGCAAGGCAGGGUCACCGUAAAAAGCAUGACAUAUCCUCAAAUGUAACAUCCACAAUAUCUUCACAACUGCGUGCGUCUUUCUUGUGAGGAAACUGUUUGGCUCAGGAUCACUAAUGUGAGGACAUGCAACCUCUGAAGGAUUUUAAGGGUUAAGAUUAAGGGUUGGAAAUAGGCACUUCAUUUGUAAAUGAUAUAAUUGAUGCUGUCUUUGAAAUUUAUUGUGUUCAAAUAAUUGCUGAAGUCCCUUUUUAAUUUGUUUCAAAGCUUCACUUUUCACACAUGAGCAGUUUUGCAAUGUUGAUCAUUUACAGAGCAUGAAGAAAUGUUAAGACAUUAAGGCAGUUUGCUGCAGUUGUGUGUAUUGUAAAGGGUAUUACCGCUAUUUAGUGUGACUUCAUAACUGUAUCAGCACACAUUUACAGAUCAAAAGCUUUCGGACCCGCUGGCACUUUCUGCUGCACUAAAUAUUUGUAUAAUCUCUCCGCUCCCAGCUGAGAGACAUGCAGGUUGUUCCUGUAUCACUGCCUCUGUUGACGACAUCCACUUUGAACACACAAUUGGGUAAGGUGCUUACCUCAGUGCUGCUGAGACGGAAAGCAUUUUAAACACUGUCUAUGGGGGAGGACAAAUGGGGUCACGUGAAGUCCUCAGAUACAAAGGGAUACAAAAACUGACCUUCGAGGCCCAGUUUGUAACAUUAGGACCUGUUUAUUGGCAGAAUUUGUAUAUAUUACUCAUAAGAAUGAUUGUUUGAGUGUAUCAUUUCUUUAAAACAAAAAUGCCUUAGUGCCCUGCUGCACAGAGAUCGUCAUCUUGCACUGCCAUGUUUCCAAAGCAGCCGAAGCUUACAAUGUAAAUAUAGACCAGCAUCCUCUCUGGUAUGCUAAGGCCACUGUAGUUCCUCGACACACUUGGGAAAGAGAAGAGUCAUCUAUUAAUUAUGGUCUGCAGUCCCACCAUUAGAUUUCACAAAUUCUUAAACAUAGAUCCUGUACUUUUACACAAUGACAGCUGCUAUAUACAGUUUAUGUCAAAUGUUUUUCUCUUGAAAUUAUCUUCACUCACAGGCAGUAAAAACUCUGAUGAGUGAACUUAAUGUCUCAGAUUGUGUUUGAUAGUAAGGUGUCUGUCUGUCUGCUGUAGGUUGGGGAAGGUUGUCAACAUCAUAGCAAAGGUCAACAGAGCCUUCACGUCCAGUAUGGAGGUGGGCAUACAAGUGAAUUGUGAAGACCUUUACACUGCCAGGCAGUGGAAGGUUUGCCAAGCCUUCGCAACCUUCGUUGCCAGACGAACUGAAGCUGGAAAGGUGCAGCUGAAGCAAGUGUCUCCUCACUCACAAAUGGAGCAGAUGGAGUACAGCCUGGCAGCGGAGAGAAGGAGGAUGAGGCUCAUCCAUGCUGAGAUCAUUACAGAUCUACUGAGCAGCAGCACAGCUCAACUGGGAGAAUGUCAGGAGUAUCAGGGCGCUGUGGCAGCAGAGAGGACACGAGUGGAAAGUGUAGAGCUGGUGUUGCCUCCACAUGCAAAUCACCAGGUUAGCACCUUUGGGGGCCAGAUUAUGGCCUGGAUGGAGAACGUGGCUACGAUUGCAGCAAGUCGCUUGUGUAACGCACACCCAACCUUGAGGACCAUUGAUAUGUUCCAUUUCCGUGGACCGUCUCACAUUGGUGACCGACUGGUUCUGAAAGCCAUUGUUAACAACGCCUUCAAGCACAGCAUGGAGGUGGGAGUGUGUGCUGAGGCCUACCAGGGUGGGGAACCUCUGCGUCAUAUAAACAGUGCUUUUAUGACCUUUGAGGUGCUGGACAGUGAUGGUAAACCACGCACACUGCCACGAAUCCGACCUGAGCCUGUGGAUGGAAAAAGACGCUAUCAAGAAGCCGUCGCAAGAAAGAAGAUUCGCCUUGAUAGGAAAUACAUUAUCUCCUGCAAGCAAACUGAAGUUCCUUUGUCUGUACCCUGGGAUCCAAGUAACCAGAUAUACUUAAGCUACAACAACGUAUCAGCACUGAAACUAAUGGACACCAGAAGCAACUGGGUAUUAGCGUGUGAGAAAAAUAAGGUCAGACUCUAUACACUAGAGGAAAACCACAUGCUGUGCUUCAAGGUGGAGAUGCAUGUCAAUGUCGCAGCAGAGCAGACGUUCCACCUACUGUCAGACCUCAGGAGGAGAAAAGAGUGGGACCCACAUUACGACGAGUGUGAGGUGAUCCACCAGGCAGAUGAGGAUGACACCUUGUAUCGAGUCGCUACACCCUCUGUUGGUAAAGGGGCCAAAGGCAAGGACUUUAUCUUACUGGCAUCCAGGAGGAAACCAUUUGAUGCCAGAGACCCAUAUUUGAUCGCUCUGCGUUCUGUCACCAUGCCCACUCACCCUCCCACUGUUGACUAUACCCGUGGAGAGGUGCUGUGUGCAGGCUUCACAAUCUGGGAAGAGUCCAGUUCUGUCACCAAGAUCACCUACUACAACCAGGCCACACCUGGUGUCCUCCCUUACAUCUCCACAGACAUCGCGGGCCUCUCAUCCAGCUUUUCCAGUGCUUUUUCUGCCUGCAGCCACUUUUUGGAGGCCAACAAGGACAGCCUGCCUGCAUCUGUACUGUGAUAUAACAGCACUAAUACGAGCCACAUUUCCAGACACUUUCUAAUAAUACAAACUAAAAUCUGUAAUUUGUGAAUUCACUUGCAAAAGAAAAAAGGAAAUAUUUGAAUUGCUUUCACCAUACUCUAAACAACCUUCACCUUUUCCUCUAAUUAUAAUUUUUAAUCAUUUAGGAAUUGUAGAUACUAAUUGUUGCAGCUUUGCAUGGGUAAUAUUUGUCCAUAAUUGCCAUAAGCAAGAGUUGAGCCACUCAAACGUCCGUGUGUCAUGGUCUGAUACCUCUCUUUAUUAUGCACUAAUAUUCGACAGGAGACAUAUGUGGACUGAACACAGGCCAUUCAAGCACACAGGCGCCAUGCUGUUGUGACUCGUGUAGAAUGAGGCCUGGCUUUGUCCUGCUGAAAUAAACAUGGAGACGUCAUCUUGAAUCAUAUGGUACCUUCACAAAUAUGCAGAAUCACCCAUGUCACCCCAUGUCAUGGACACUGAUGUUACCCCAAACCAUCACACAUGGUGGCUUUUGUACCUGAUUGAUAACGGUCUUGAUGGUCUGUUUCAUCUUUGAAUUGAACAAAUGUUUCUCUCAAAAACAAACUGAAUCUUGGACUCCUAAUGUUUCCAUUGAUGCAAUAACGGACUAUGUAAAAUGACAAUGAUGUUCCUCACUGUCCAUCACUGUAGCAUGACGGUUUCUCAUAUAAACCCACCUGAGGGCUCGAUGUUCAUGCACAUUCAGCAGUGUUUUCUGCCCUUGGGCUUUAUCCACAGAGAAUUUCCCCCAACUAUCUGUAUUUUAUGACAUUUAUGAUAAACUGUAGAUGGUAAAGGAUUGUUUAAUUGACCUUAAUCAAUCUUGCACUUUGACUUUGAACUGGCAAUUGUUCCACGUUUGCUCUUGCUUUGGUCGAUGCUGCUUUUAUAAUCAAUUUUCAUUCCCCCCCUCCUUACUUAUUAUCAAGGUUCAAGCGAUUAUUACAUACUGUAGUUGUAGUUUAUUUUGAGAAAACACCCCAACUUAAAAAAAAAGAAGGGGGUUUGUAUAUCAAGAAGAGCCUAUUAGACCUCACUUGGGGUACUGUUUUUUUUUGUUUCUUGUUUUUAAAAAAAGCUGCAGUUAAGUGCAUCUGUGUUCACUCAGAUUAUAAACAUAUUGGCAAUGAA